Messenger RNA from Jaculus jaculus (lesser Egyptian jerboa), 4619 nucleotides. RefSeq names its product zinc finger protein 541 (gene Znf541). NCBI's taxonomy places the organism in Eukaryota, Metazoa, Chordata, Mammalia, Rodentia, Dipodidae. The record is from RefSeq and is a predicted model, not a curated record. Gene Ontology annotation, biological process: negative regulation of DNA-templated transcription; regulation of transcription by RNA polymerase II. Gene Ontology annotation, molecular function: transcription corepressor activity. Bases 123 to 4220 code for a protein of 1365 amino acids. Gene Ontology annotation, cellular component: transcription regulator complex; histone deacetylase complex. The transcript is spliced from 16 exons.
UGGGUCUUCCCAUUCCCUGGAGAUUGGCCUCACUUGCUCUUCUGGAAUUAGCUCUUUGUUCUCUGACUCCGGUCACCACCUUGUUUGUCUGCAGAGGGGUUCUGGCCAGGACCUGGGGUGUCAUGGAGCAGUGCAGCCUUGGGGAGGAAGGAGCACUCCCAGCAGAAGGACAGCUUCUUUCUUUCUCAGAAAGCCAAGGGCUCAACUGCAGUGACACGCUCAACCGGGACCUGGGCCCCAGCAUGCGAGACCUACUAUACACGGGCCUGAGCGGUUUGGACCAGGACCCCAGUCUCCCAACACCUGACAUGCCCAGCAAGGUGCUAGAGGACAACUUAGACAAUCUGUCCCUGUACUCGGGGAAGGACACUGACUCUGUGAAGCUGCUGGAGGAGUAUGCAGAUUCAGAGUCCCAGACUUCCUUACAAGACCUGGGGCUUGGUGCACUCAAGGUACCUAAAGAGGCUGAUGAAGGAGGCAGGGCCACCUCGGGGAGCACGAGAAAAGGCAAGCGGCAGCACAGCUCCCCUCAGAACCCACUUCUGGACUGCAGCCUGUGCGGGAAGGUGUUCAGCAGCGCCAGCUCUCUCAGCAAGCACUACCUGACCCACAGCCAGGAGAGGAAGCAUGUCUGCAAAGUCUGCAGCAAGGCCUUUAAGCGUCAGGACCACCUGACAGGGCACAUGCUCACCCACCAGAAGACAAAGCCCUUUAUGUGCAUCGAGCAGGGCUGCGGCAAGAGCUACUGCGACUACCGCUCACUGCGCCGGCACUAUGAGGUCCAGCAUGGGGUGUGCAUCUUGAAGGAGGCCCCACAGGAAGAGGAGGCCUAUGGGGAUACCCCUUAUACCCAUGAUCCAGCCAGCCAGCCUUUGCCCAGUAGCCUACGGUCCUUGGGCCCCUCAGAAGUCAGGUCCCCUGGCCCUGUCUUGCCUAACCGAGACCUCCUGUGCUGUAUCGUGAGCAGCAUUGUCCACCAGAAGAUUCCAUCUCCCAGCCCAGCCACAGGGCCUUCGGAGGGUGAAGGCAGAAACAUGGCCUGUCCCUGCCCCAGCUCACUAGGGUCAUCCUCUUGCAUGCUGGCCAGCACCCCAGCAGCCCCAGGAACCUUGGGCUCUGAGGUUUCUGAGGAGUCGUGCCCCCCACAGAAGGAACCUGCCACCGAAGCGUUUACAGCUGGCCAGUCAAGGGCAGCUGAGAACGGAGCCUCUGACACACCUGAAUCGGAGUCAGAGUCUCCUCGGCUUCAACGCCCAUCAUCCCUGGAGGGCUGGCCGGAGGGUGGCUCCCUGUCUGCCUGCCUGCCUCUCUUACGAGGCCACUCAGUCUCCUCUGGUUCCCUGCCAUCCAGCCACAGCUUCCAGUGGCUUAGGAACCUGCCUGGCUGUGCUAAGAACAAAAGCAAUGGUGUGUUUGUGGUCCAUAAGCCCUCUGCAGCACCAUCUCAGGAUGGCUCAGAAAGUGGCCCUGGGCCCAACAGUACUCCAGCCAUGGCAGAGCCUUCACCGGGCAUGGCUAUCAGCCAGGAGGAUCCACCAUCUUUCCCUCCCACACUCCUGAAGUCCACCAGUGAGGUCUCCAGUGAAGCCCAGCAAGCGACUGUAGAGGAUGACCACUGGGCUCCCAAGAAGAGCAGGCCUGACUGUGAGCCCUUCCCGUGGCAGAGCUCUGGGGACCCUGGACCCCAGGACACCCAGAACCCAGGUGGGCUACCUGCAGAUGCCACACCGCUCUUCCGGAAGUUGUUGAUGAAGUCACAGGAGUCUCUGGUGGGCCAUGAGCCACUGCAGGUGUUUCAGAUGAUUGCCAAGUCUCAGCGCAUCUUCUCCCACACCCAAGUGGCAGCAGCCUCUGCCCAGCGUCCAGGACCCGAGGGCAAGCAUGCAGCCCUGAAACCACUGCAGGGGCCGUGGCCACCACAGCCCCCACCACCAGCACCCACCGUAGACUCUCUCCAUGUGGGCUCUGGACAUUCAGAGCCAGAGGGGUCCCCAGUCCGCAGGAGAAAAACUAUGCCUGCAGUGCCUAGAGAGGCCUCCCCUGGCAGCUCCAGGAGAGACACAAAAGGAGGUCCCAAAGUGGCUUCUGUGCCACUGUCCCUCACAGGGCCAUCUCUGAACGCUUCCCGGAAUCUAGACAUCCCUUCUCUGGCCAAGCAGUUACGGUCUUCCAAAGGGACCUUAGAGUUGGGGGAUGUCCUCCCCAUCACAGGCCCACGGCAGUCCCAGUUGAGUGGAGAUGAGCCAUCUGGAGUCCAGCUGGUUGGGAAACAGACGCAAGCUGAGACUGGCCCAGCUUCAGGGGCCACGAGAGGUGAGAAGGGCCCAGGCUGCCCCCGGGGCGGAGGCUAUAGGCUUUUCUCAGGCCACCCCAGAGCCCAGCGAUUCUCUGGCUUCCGGAAGGAGAAGGUGAAGAUGGAUGUGUGCUGUGCCGCUUCCCCCAGCCAGGUGGCCAUGGCCUCCUUCUCAUCAGCGGGGCCUCCUGCAGACCCUGCCCGAGAUAUGAAGUCCAAGCUGACCAUAUUCAAUAGAAUCCAGGGUGGAAAUAUCUACAGGCUUCCCCAUCCAGUGAAAGAAGAGAGCACCAUGGGCACAUGCCACAGUCAGCAGCUAAAUGGGGGUCCCACUGACUGGACUGAAUCCAGGAGCAUUUACAUCUGCAAGAACUGCAGCCAGAUGUUUUACACUGAGAAAGGGCUGAGCAGCCAUAUGUGUUUCCACAGCGACCAGUGGCUGUCACCUCGGGGGAAGCAGGAGCAGCAGGUAUUUGGCACAGAGUUUUGCAAACCCUCGAGACAGGCACUGAGGCCCAACGGGGACAGGCAGAGUCCCCCAGGAGCCAAGAAGUCCUUGGACAGCAAAGCCACAGCCUCUGUGGUGAUUCCCGUGCCGGUCCCUGUGGCUCAGGCUGCCCGCCCCCUGGGGAGCAUGGCCAAGGGACCAGAGAAGGAUGAGGAAGAGAGAGAGAGCAAGGAGAGCCAACAUCGGAAGCGGAAGAAGCGCCCCCAGCCCAAGGCCUUGUUUUCCCCUCCUCCGCCCUCUGCCCUGGGGGAGCUGGGCCCCAGUGGGUAUCACCAGAGCUGCUUGCGGUCUCCCAUGUUCCUGGUGGACCACCUUUUGAAGGGCUUGUUCCAGUGCUCCCCUUUCACGCCGCCACCCAUGCUGAGCCCUAUCCGGGAGGGCUCUGGGCUGUACUUCAACACCCUCUGUUCCAAGUCCCGGGCCGGGCCCCAUCUCAUCAGCUCUGCACUUGAUCGAGUGGAUGGCUCCUUUGGCAUCUGUCUGGUGAAGGACGACACUAAGAUCAGCAUUGAACCACACAUCAACGUAGGAAGCCGCUUUCAAGCUGAGAUCCCGGACCUGCAAGAGAGGCCGGUGGUCAGAAUUGACGAGCAUGUGGCUUCUCUCGUCUGGAAGCCGUGGGGAGACGUGAUGACCAACCCCGAGACACAGGACAGAGUGACAGAGCUCUGCAACGUGGCAUGCUCCAGUGUGAUGCCAGGAGGGGGCACCAACCUGGAGCUCGCCCUGCACUGCCUGCAUGAAGCUCAGGGCAGUGUUCAGGUUGCCCUGGAAACUCUCUUACUCAGAGGACCCCAGAAGCCACAGACUCACCCUCUGGCUGACUACCGCUACACAGGUUCGGAUAUCUGGACCCCCAUGGAGAAGAGGCUCUUUAAGAAGGCAUUCUGUGCCCACAAGAAGGACUUUUACCUGAUACACAAAACGAUCCAGACCAAGAGUGUAGCACAGUGUGUCGAAUAUUAUUACAUCUGGAAAAAGAUGAUCAAGUUUGACUGCGGCAGAGUGCCAGGGCUGGAGAAGAGGGUCAGGAGAAAGCUGGAUGAGGUAGAGAGGACAGAAGAAAAGGUCACUUGCAGCCCUCGGGAAAGGCCCAGCUACCGUCCGACUCCUGAGUUAAAGUUAAAGACCAAGAGUUACAGGAGGGAGUCAAUCCUCAACUCCAGCCCAAGCGCUGCCCCCAAGCGCACUCCAGAACCCCCAGGGAGUGUGGAGAGCCAGGGUGUUUUUCCAUGCCGAGAGUGUGAGAGGGUGUUCGACAAGAUCAAGAGUCGCAAUGCCCACAUGAAGCGCCACCGCCUUCAGGAGCACGUGGAGCCCAUCAGGGUGAAGUGGCCUGUGAAGCCCUACCGACUAAAGGAGGAGGAAGACGAGGAAGAGGAGGAGCUGGGGGCUGACAUGGGUCCUCUGCAAUGGUGACUCCCUGCAGCCAGUUAAUCUGCAUGGGGAAGAGGGACCUCCAGCCUUGUGUCUUCUCCUUGGGCCUCCCAGGAGGUGUGGGAGCACCCCUCUGGGCCCUACCCUUUCUGUCCCCCACUGGCUAGCUUCACUAGCAAACUUAUGGACAUUUGGCCACAAAUGGGCAGAGAAGCUGUCGUGGAACGGCUCUGAAGUCUCUGUUGGCUGGCCAGAAGCUCCGUUCUCUCCUGUUGAAUGGUCUUCCUUUCAGUCCCCUGGAGCAGGGAGGUCUGGAUGGCCACGGGUGGGAUUAUACAUUGCUGGAGGAGACUACGGUACUGGGAAUCAAUGGGAAGUCCUUGACACAGCCGACAUUCCCAGGCAGGACUUCCCUGCAUUCCCUUCUGUCCCUAGCCUUGC